AUGGAACAACAUGGUAAGAGUCGAGAAAAAUGUCGAAGUCGUCAAGAACAUGAAUUCAAAUAUCAGACUUAUAUCUCCUUAACACAGCGAUUGGUAGUAGCGACUGACGAGAAAGUGACAACUUCUGGAAGAGAAACUUCGACACAACCACAAAUAGUGGCCCGAUGUUGUUCUAAGGAAUAUGCUGAAUGCUGCACAGAAUCAGUCGAUUUUGCAAAACCACUUCGUUGCAAUGGCAUGAUGUUAGGAACGAGAAUUGACGUGACCCAGUGCAUCCAGAAGAAAAUGUACGGAGAACACCAUCCAAUGCUUCUUAACCUUACAGAUGCAUUGUGUUGCGAUGUAUUUGCUGAUGAUGAUAACGAUGAGAAGGGGCAUUGUCUUACAGAAUGCAUUACAGUAAUGCAGAUACCUGCUCUCAGGAAUGACAAAAAAUUGAAAAGAAUCAAAGGAUGCAGAAGAACAAACCAGCUUUAUAAAUGUUUCACUCGAUGUCUACAAUGGUUGCACAACAAGACUGAAGAUGAAGUAUUGGAUUUUGAGCAGGAAUGCUCCAUCAAACUGAAAAUGUUGCCGGGAAAAGUAUAUAUUGGUCCCGAAAUUAAAUGA
Loa loa (African eye worm) is the source of this 609-nucleotide messenger RNA. RefSeq lists its product as hypothetical. Lineage: Eukaryota; Metazoa; Nematoda; Chromadorea; Rhabditida; Onchocercidae. The record is from RefSeq and is a predicted model, not a curated record. The coding region runs from base 1 to 609 and encodes 202 amino acids. The transcript has 5 exons.